Messenger RNA from Pteronotus mesoamericanus, 1260 nucleotides. RefSeq names its product TNF receptor superfamily member 14 (gene TNFRSF14). NCBI's taxonomy places the organism in Eukaryota, Metazoa, Chordata, Mammalia, Chiroptera, Mormoopidae. Gene Ontology annotation, cellular component: external side of plasma membrane. The transcript has 8 exons. Gene Ontology annotation, biological process: positive regulation of cytokine production involved in immune response; positive regulation of peptidyl-tyrosine phosphorylation; positive regulation of T cell migration. Gene Ontology annotation, molecular function: protein binding. The record is from RefSeq and is a predicted model, not a curated record. The coding region runs from base 89 to 952 and encodes 287 amino acids.
UUGCACAAGGAAGGGAGGUCAUGUCGUUGUUUCUGCUGGCAGCUGUCCCGAGACAGACGUCGGGGCAUGAGGGUCCUUGAGGAAGAACAUGGAGCCUCUACAAGCCUGGGGGCCGCCCCCCUGGAGCCUGGCGCCCAUGGCUGACGCCCUGAGUCUCGCCUUGGUCCUCGUUUUCCUGGGAUGCCCCCGCUGCGCCCUGGCGAUGACCUUGUGCAAACAGGACGAGUACCCGGUGGGAGGCUCCUGUUGCCCCAAGUGCAGCCCAGGUUACCGGGUGAAGCAGGCCUGCGAGGAACACAGGGUCACCCUGUGCGUGCCCUGCACCGCGGGGACCUACACUGCCCACCUCAAUGGCCUCCAGGAGUGUCUGCAGUGUCGCGUCUGUGACCGAGACAUGGGCCAGGUGACCAGGAAGGAGUGCUCCAGAACGGCGGACACCGUGUGCGGCUGCGCCCACGGCCACUUCUGCGUGUCGCACGACGGGGAUGAGUGUGCUGUGUGCAGUCCCCACAGUGUCUGCCGGCCAGGCCAGAGGGUGCGGGGCGCAGGCUCCGAGCAGCAGGACACGGUGUGUGAGGACUGCCCGCCCGGCACCUUCUCUCCCAACGGGACCCUGGCGGACUGUCUGCCUUGGACCCAGUGCAGCGGCCUGUUUGAGAAGCAGGCAAAGCCUGGGACCAACAGCAGAGAUGUCACCUGCUCCUCCUGGCCACUUUGGCUGCUCAUGUCGAUCGCUGUCGUCUGUGUGCUAGUCAUGUGCGUGGUCCUCAUGUGGCGGUAUGGAGGACCUGCCCAAACCAGAUGGUUUCCUCAGGACAAAGGACAGCAGGCAGAAGGGGACCCCCAAGCUCUCCUAACCUUGGUGGCCCCCCAGGUCCCGCCAGACGUCACCACGGUGGCCGUGGAGGAGACGGACACGUCCCCUAAGAGAGACCAAACAGCUGAUAAAUGACCUCAAGGUGCAGUCAUCUCAGACAUUCCCAAGGGCCUGCGGAGGCUGCUGGCUCUGGAGGACCAAGCGUGGGCUCCGUGGAGCCUCUGGGACCCACUCCCGGGAGGCUGAGCCUGCACCACGCAGAGGAAAACACCCCUCGGGGGCUUUUCGGGGACCGUGCUUGCUUUUCCAUCAAACUCAUGAGGGCCAUGAGCCGUCCCCUCGCCGAUGUACCGAGAGGACGCGCCCACAGUACAUUCUUGGAGCCCCACACCCGACCCCAGCCCCGGGAGCCUCAGCUGCUCAGCUGCAGGGUAGCGCGUGGG